GCAUUAUUCAAACAAUACUUUCUGCCGUUUUACAGUAUUUGAUAGCAGAUCAGUUUUCUAGGGCCUUAAGAAGCUAGUUUGUUACGAGAAAUAUUAACCGAUAAUCAUGGUGGUUUGGCGUGUCGUGUUAGUCGUGGCGACAUUGAUGAGCUCAGCGACAUGCACUCUAGACACGUGCUUCCCGGACACAGGCUCGACCAGCAGCGAGUUCAACUUCUCCGGAGUGGACAUCUUUGGACUGGGCUUGUUCAGAGAACUCAACGCGCUGAUGACGUCAUCACAAAGCGCCGGUGAUGCUAACCUGCUGGUGUCGCCCUACAGCGUGUGGAGUGCCCUCAGUCUCGCCCUGAUGGGCGCCGAGGGCAGAUCUCGUCGUCAGCUCGAAGACGCUCUCGGGCUGCCCACCACAAGGCGUGGUGCCUACAGGACUAAAAAUGCUCUUGACUUUUUGAUGCGCGCGCUGGGGUCGGGGACAAACGGGGGACCCGAGCUGCGCCGUGUCGACCGCGCCUACUUUGACCCCACAGUCCAGCUGCGCCCGUGCGUCACUGACCUACUCAACGACGUACAAAUCCUCGACAUAAUUUCUGAUCCAAUUGGCUCUGCAGACAAAAUCAACAACGACGUCAGUAUGGUGACUGGCGGCCAAAUCAAAGACCUUCUGUCCUCCGACGUGCUCAAGGACUCUUUGUUUGUGCUCCUGAAUGCCAUAUACUUCAAGGGCUCCUGGCAGACAAAGUUUGAUCCAAAAAACACCCAAAAGCAG
Molecule: messenger RNA, 766 nt
Organism: Hyalella azteca
Lineage: Eukaryota; Metazoa; Arthropoda; Malacostraca; Amphipoda; Hyalellidae
Product: serine protease inhibitor 42Dd-like
Exons: 4
Molecular function (GO): serine-type endopeptidase inhibitor activity
Source: RefSeq, a predicted model, not a curated record